CUCCGCCCCGCUACGCCUCCGAACCUCCUUGCGGUCGCGAUGUCUGACAGCCAAGAUGCAGCAUCUCCGGCGAGCAGGGCGUCCAGCACCAAGACUGCAGCAGGUGCAGACUCUGGGCCCAGACGCUCGGGGGCAGCAGACACUCUGAAAGAGCCACUGAAGGGUGGUGAGGGCGAUUCUGCUAUUCCUGCGGACACGAAGCAAGAGGCACUGGAGAACGCGGAGGAGGACUGGGCGCACGAUCCCGCAAAUCCUCGCAAUUGGAAGUUUGGAAAAAAGUGGACCAUGACCGCAAUCGUUUCGUUGUACACCUUCAUUACACCUCUUGCCAGUUCCAUGAUGGCUCCAGGUUUACCGCAGAUAGCUGAACACUACAAGAUCACGAACGAAACCGUCACAGCCCUGACGCUCAGUAUCUUCUUGCUGACCUUUGCCAUCGGGCCGUUGUUCUUUGGACCCAUCUCCGAGAUGUACGGUCGUACAUGGGUCUAUCACAUCGCGAAUCUGCUUUUCCUGGCAUUCAACCUCGGGUGCGCGUUCUCCGACACGAUCGGUAUCCUCCUGGGCUUCCGAUUGCUCGCUGGCUUCGCAGGCAGUGCGCCUAUCGCAUGCGGCGGUGGAACUGUCAGCGACCUGUUCUCCGAGAAGGACCGCGCGUCGGCCAUGGCAGUCUUUUCACUGGGUCCUCUGAUCGGCCCUGUUGUGGGUCCUAUUGCAGGCGGCUUCAUUGCGCAGACAAUCGGCUUCAAGUACGUGUUCAUCGUAAUUGCCGCACUUUGCGGCGUGGGGGCGGUAUUAGGUAUACCGUUCCUCCGGGAGACAUACCACCCUACAAUCCGCCUGCGUCGGGCUAAGCGUGCAAGCGACCCAGAGAAGGUGGCGGAAGCGCACCCGCACCUCAUCAAGGAGCAUAGUGGAAAGCUGCAUAGGAUCCGCGUCGACCUGAGCCGGCCAUUCAUUCUUCUCACAACAAGCUAUGUUUGCUUCCUGCUUAGUCUGUACAUGGCUCUCAUAUACGGCAUCUACUACCUGAUGUUCACGACCUUCCCUGACCUGUUCACGAUCGAUUAUGGCUUCGGCAUCGGCGUCAGCGGUCUGGCCUACAUCGGCUUAGGGCUGGGAUUCGUGUUGGCUACUGUGGUCGGUGCCAGCGUUGCCGACUCAAUAUACCACAAACUUGCUCAGCGUAAUGGAGGGAAAGGGACACCGGAGAUGCGCAUACCCGCCCUCAUCUUUGGAUCAUUAUUCGUGCCAAUAGGCCUCUUUUGGUACGGCUGGUCAGCGCAGGCACAUACCCACUGGAUAAUGCCCAUCAUCGGUUCCGGCAUUUUCGGGUUCGGUAUGAUGACCACAUUCCUUCCCAUACAACUGUACCUCGUAGAUUCGUUCGCCUAUGCUGCGAGUGCACUAGCAGCAGCUUCUGUCUUCCGUUCGAUGCUAGGCUUUGCGUUCCCCCUCUUCGGCCAGCAGAUGUUCGACGCGCUGGGCUACGGAGGCGGCAACUCCCUGCUCGCGGGGCUCGGCAUCGUCAUCGGCAUACCCUUCCCCAUCUGGCUCUACUUCUCGGGCGAGCGGAUACGCGCCAAGAGCUCGCUUUCACGAUGAUUUCGCUCACAUCAGCAUUCCUUGCGUGCUCUUAGAGGAGCAGGGACGUUCAUGAUCUUUUUUUUUUUACGAUAAUAGACUUCGGGAAUCCGUGUGCACGCCCAUCAUUUGACAACCUAGUAGCAUGACCAUACGUAUAAUACCACUUCGCAUACAUCCUGUACAGUUGCAGCGUGUCAUCAGAGUAUCAGUAACCCAUGAACAUGAAUGGAAGCACUGCCGUGAGGGACUAACGGUUGGGAGACUGUCUUUGUCUUCGGUCGUACCCAGGCCGUAUGCUUGAUUCAGCUGGUGCACUGA
Messenger RNA from Fomitopsis serialis, 1905 nucleotides. Its product is annotated as multidrug resistance protein 4. The record is from RefSeq and is a predicted model, not a curated record. The transcript has 11 exons. Gene Ontology annotation, biological process: transmembrane transport. Bases 40 to 1605 code for a protein of 521 amino acids. Gene Ontology annotation, molecular function: transmembrane transporter activity. NCBI's taxonomy places the organism in Eukaryota, Fungi, Basidiomycota, Agaricomycetes, Polyporales, Fomitopsidaceae.